AUGGCACCCCAUGUCCCCGUUCCAAAUGGUAUGCUGCCCUUCUGGCGGACAGAACCCCAUCCUCUAGAUAACUACCGCUCCAGCGAGACUUUGCCCGACCACAGUGACAUCGUUAUCAUUGGAGCCGGUUAUGCGGGGUCAUCGGUCGCACACCAUAUUUUGCAACAAGUGAAGCCAGGAUCACCAGUACCUUCCAUCACAAUUGUAGAGGCCCGGCAGGCCUGCUCCGGCGCAACUGCUCGUAAUGGAGGGCAUAUGAAACCCGAUAUUUAUAACCACAUCGCCACCCUUGCGACGGAACAUGGAGUCGAUGCCGCAGCUGAAGUGGCGGCGUUCGAAGCCAAGCAUGUCCUUGCGGUCAAAGAUUUUAUUGAGAAGGAGAACAUCGAUUGCGACUACACCGUUACUAAGGCCACAGACGUUCAAUUGGACGAGGCGCACUUCAAGAAACUCAAAGAAGGAUAUCAUCGGCUGAUCGCUGGGGGAAGCAAGCCAACAACGGGAGCUCAGAUCAUCGAGUCCAGCGAAGCAGAAACCUUCUCUGGCGUCAAAGGUGCCGUAGGCUGCUUCACCUAUGAAACAGGUCACAUCUGGGCCUACAAAUUCGUCCUCCAUCUACUAGAGAAAAUAGUCUCACAGGGGAUAAACCUACAGACGCAUACACCCGUGACAAAGAUUACGGAAUCCACCCAUCCGAGCUCCCCUCAUCGCUGGAGAGUGGAGACAUCCCGCGGCACGGUUGCAGCCAAUGUGGUCGUGCUCGCGACAAACGCCUAUACAUCUACCCUCGCGCCUCAGUAUCAGGGAAAGAUUGUUCCGGUGCGAGGAACGUGUAGUCGUAUUGUUGUCCCGGCGGGAUCGACGGCCCCUCGCUUGACGAAUUCUUAUACUCUGCGGUUGAAUGCUUGGGAUUAUGACUACCUUAUUCCGCGUGCGGAUGGUAGUAUCGUUGUUGGUGGGGCGCGAUCGACAUUCAUCCACGACGAGAAGAAUUGGUAUAAUGUCAGCGACGACAGCUUGGUUUUGGAGCCUGCCGUGAGGUAUUUUGAUGGGUAUAUGCAGCGCAAUUUUGCGGGGUGGGAGAAUAGUUUUGCCUAUACUGAUCGCGUUUGGACGGGGAUCAUGGGAUACUCUUCCGAUGGGCUUCCGCAUGUUGGUCGGGUUCCUGGGAAUGAGGGUCAAUAUAUUUUGGCCGGGUUCACUGGUCAUGGUAUGCCACAGAUCUUCCUCGCGGCCGAGGGGAUUGCAAAAAUGGUUGUCAACGGUUUGAGCUUCGAGGAUACUGGACUACCGCGACUGUUCAAGACCACUUCAACGAGAAUUGAGACUGGAAAUAGUAAUAUCUUGGAAAAGACCCCUCAAGCCGGUGAAUCGGCCAGGCUUUGA
This is a messenger RNA of Penicillium longicatenatum, 1386 nucleotides long. Its product is annotated as NAD(P)/FAD-dependent oxidoreductase. The record is from RefSeq and is a predicted model, not a curated record. Bases 1 to 1386 code for a protein of 461 amino acids. NCBI's taxonomy places the organism in Eukaryota, Fungi, Ascomycota, Eurotiomycetes, Eurotiales, Aspergillaceae. Gene Ontology annotation, cellular component: cytoplasm. The transcript is spliced from 4 exons. Gene Ontology annotation, molecular function: oxidoreductase activity.